UAUGAAAUAAGAACCCGUCCCUUAAAUAAAGGAACCGCGCGUUGGCGCCAUGCUCGCGACUGCGAAAGAUAGGAGGACGGGUAUUUGUGUUCUUGAUCCUUUUUUGGCGAAAAAAUAAUUAAUUGAAGUGUAUUUGAAUCUUCAAUUUCGUGUAUGGAUCCACGAUACACCGCCGAAAUAUUCAAGCAUUUGGAGAUGCAGAAUGAGCUGCUUUUAGAAUCUCAUUCAUCAAUUUCUCAUCAAUUGCAUAAGCUUCAGAGAAGCAAAUUACUGCAAGAGCAGUCUGCAUGUAGUGAAAGUGCGAAUGCCUACCUAAGCUCUACAGUUGGGAUUGCCUUUAUCUUUCGUUUUAGUGAUGAUACUUCUCGUGUCUCUCUUUCUACCAUUAAAGAGGGUAUAUUCAAGGUAGAAGAAGAGAUGUUGAUGCGUAAAUUUCAUGAACUUAUGAAGGCUCAAACUGUAAACAAAAAGAAUGAAAACAACGGUAACAUUUCCACUGCUUUAGUUGAUCCAGCCUGCGUUGAAGGUGAUGAAGCAGGUAAUUCCGCUCCUUUAGUUCUUGUAAAGAGCAAGGAACAAUUGUGAAAAAAGCUUUGUUCGAGUUUAAAUCUCAAUCAUAAACUCUGGUAACUUUUUAAUGUAGUGUUAAAAAUUUUCUCUCCAUCCUUUGAAUUUCAAUGAUUGCUGUAUAUUUUGGAAGCGAUUUCGGUCUUUUCUUUUUCUUAUUUUGUUGGUUCUUUGAGAUCACUAUAGGUCUUUUCCUAUUGUAGAAAACAACUUUGACGUUGAAUGUGAAUGUGGUUAACUUCGUGAAUCAAA
This is a messenger RNA of Gossypium arboreum, 819 nucleotides long. RefSeq lists its product as uncharacterized. Lineage: Eukaryota; Viridiplantae; Streptophyta; Magnoliopsida; Malvales; Malvaceae. The coding region runs from base 154 to 585 and encodes 143 amino acids. The record is from RefSeq and is a predicted model, not a curated record. The transcript is spliced from 5 exons.